Physeter macrocephalus (sperm whale) is the source of this 4775-nucleotide messenger RNA. RefSeq names its product discoidin, CUB and LCCL domain containing 1 (gene DCBLD1). The record is from RefSeq and is a predicted model, not a curated record. Bases 1406 to 3220 code for a protein of 604 amino acids. Lineage: Eukaryota; Metazoa; Chordata; Mammalia; Artiodactyla; Physeteridae. Gene Ontology annotation, cellular component: plasma membrane. Gene Ontology annotation, molecular function: signaling receptor activity. The transcript has 15 exons.
AGAACAUGACACCUGGACAGGACAGAAGAGAAAUUCGAUCCCUUAUAUCAGGAAAGGAAGGCUGAGUUGGGUUCACGAUCUUCUGCAUCUUUUAGCAGUUUGCUCCCUAUGUUGGCUUUGGCUGGUGUGACUCAUAUUGACUUGGAGUGGUCUUUUUCUUCCCUUAACCUGAUGUUGUCAUUGUUGUUCCAUUGACUCUUUGUAUACUGUUCUAUUUUGGGAGAAGUUGAUGAAGAAUACCUCUCUUCAAAAUUGACUUGCUAACCCCUGUUUUUAGAGAAAUGAUCCCAUCUUGCACACUUGACUUUCAAGAUGACAGUUUACAAAUUAAACUUCAACUUGAGUAUUCUUAGGAAGGUCUUUUUUUUGUAAGCUCCAAAUCUAAUUUUGUCUUUUUUUAAAAAAAAAAAAAUUUAUUAUUAAUUUAUUAUUUAUUUUUGGCUGUGUUGGGUCUUCGUUUCUGUGCGAGUGUUUUCUCUAGUUGCGGCAAGUGGGGGCCACUCUUCAUCGCGACGCGCGGGCCUCUCACUAUCGCGGCCUCUCUUGUUGCGGAGCCCAAGCUCCAGACGUGCAGGCUCAGUAGUUGUGGCUCACGGGCCUAGUUGCUCCGCGGCAUGUGGGAUCUUCCCAGACCAGGGCUCGAACCCGUGUCCCCUGCAUUGGAAGGCAGAUUCUCAACCACUGCGCCACCAGGGAAGCCCUAAUUUUGUCUUUUGAAAGUUCACAGAGCUUUCUAUUGCUUUUUAAGCAACGUAUUCUAGAAACAAUAUGUUAUACUCUUAAUUGUAUAAUUUAUACUGUGGUAUUUCAAAAGCCUUUAGAAAUUAUUCUGCUUUCUUAUAAACUUCAUUUUACAAAUCAAAAUAAAUUAUAUGAGUUAACCAGAAGUUGCUGUUAAGAGUGGUAAAGAAGAGAAGAGAAAGAGAAAUGUGCAAAUUGCAUGAGAAUAAGAUUUUUACCCUGUAUUGGACAGUCUUUUAAUUCUAGAACUUUCUUUUCCUUUACACUUUUUAAAAACUUGAGGUAUAGUUGAUUUACAGUGUUGUGUUAGUUUCAGGUGUAGAGCAAAGUGGUUUAGUUAUACGUAUAUAUAUAUUUUUCAGAUUCUUUUCCCUUAUAGGUUAUUACAAAAUAUUGAGUAUAGUUCCCUGUGCUGUACAGUAGUGGAACUUUCUUGGAAAAAGGGAAUUUGUGAGUUUCUUUGAGCAAAUUUAGGAGAAUAUCAUUUUUGUGAUAACAUUUUCUUUACUACCUGUCUUAGUCUCUCCAGGCUGCUAUAACAGAAUAUCACAGACCGGGUAACUUAUGAACAACAGACAUUUAUUUCUUACAGUCUGGAGGCUGGGAAGUUCAAGAUCAUGGUGCUGGCAGAUACAGUGUAGUGGAUGGUCCGUAUUGUGGAAGCAUGACUGUGCCCAAAGAACUUUUGCUGAACACCAGUGAAGUAACUGUUCGCUUUGAGAGUGGAUCCCACAUUUCUGGGCGGGGUUUUUUGCUAACCUAUGCCAGCAGCGACCAUCCAGAUUUAAUAACGUGUUUGGAACGAGCUAACCAUUAUUUGAAGACAGAAUACAGCAAGUUCUGCCCAGCUGGUUGUAGAGACAUAGCAGGAGAUAUUUCUGGGAAUGUGGUGCAUGGAUAUAGAGAUACCUCUUUACUAUGCAAAGCCGCCAUCCAUGCAGGAGUAAUUGCAGAUGAAGUGGGCGGUCAGAUUGGUGUGCUUCUGCGCAGAGGCAUGAGUCGAUACGAAGGGAUCCUGGCCAAUGGUGUGCUCUCAAGGCAUGGUUCCCUGUCAGACAAGCGAUUUCUGUUUACCUCCAAUGGUCAUGUAGCACCAAGUUGCAGCAGAUCCUUGAGUUUGGAACCUGACCGGCAAAUCAGAGCUUCUUCUUCUUGGGAGUGGAUCAAUGAGACUGGAGAUCAGGUCCGUUGGUCUCCUGGCCAAGCCCGACUUCAGGACCAAGGCCCGUCAUGGGCUUCGGGGGACAGGAGCAAGAACCACAAACGAGAGUGGCUGAGGAUAGACUUGGGAGAGAAAAAGAAAAUAACAGGAAUUAGGACCACUGGAUCCACACAGUCAAAUUUCAACUUCUAUGUAAAGAGUUUUGUAAUGAACUUCAGAAACAACAACUCCAAGUGGGAGACCUAUAAAGGAAUUGUGAAUAAUGAAGAAAAGGUGUUUCAGGGCAACUCUAAUUUUCGGGACCCUGUGCGGAACAAUUUCAUCCCUCCCAUUGUGGCCAGAUAUGUGCGCGUUAUCCCCCAGACGUGGCACCAGAGGAUAGCCUUGAAAGUGGAGCUCCUUGGCUGCCAGAUUGCACCAAGUAGGACUCAGGGUAAUGACUCAUUGGUGUGGAGCAAAACAAGUCUAAAUACUGUUGGUUCAACUAACAGAGAAGAUGAGACAAUCUUAAAACCCAUCCCCUCUGAAGAAAUGCCCAAAGGAUUAAACGUCAUAACUAUUGUUACUCCACUGGUGCUCCUCGUCCUGCUGGUUGCUGGAGUGGGAAUCUUUGCAGUCCUUAGAAAGAGGAAGAAGAAAGGAAAUCCUUAUGGAUCAGCUAAGGCUCAGAAAACAGACUGUUGGAAGCAGAUCAAAUAUCCCUUUGCCAGGCAUCAGUCAGCUGAGUUUACCAUCUGCUACGAUAAUGAAAAGGAGAUGACCCAAAAGUUGGAUCUCAUCACAAGUGAUAUGGCAGAUUACCAGCAGCCUCUCAUGAUUGGCACCGGAACGGUCGCCAGGAAGGGCUCUACCUUCCGGCCGAUGGACACCGAGGCCGACGAGGCGGGGCCGGACGCCGAGGCUGGCGGCCACUACGACUGCCCCCUCCCGGCCGGCCGCCACGAGUACGCCCUGCCCUUGACCAACCCCGAGCCCGAGUACGCCACGCCCAUCGUGGAGCGGCACCUGGCCCGGGCUCACUCCUUCUCGGCGCGGAGCGGCUACCGCGUGCCGGGCCCCGGGCCGGCGCACAAGCACUCCCUCUCCUCCGGCGCCUUCUCCCCGGCCGCCGGCUACCAGCUGCCGCAGAGCCCCGCGCCCGCGGACCCGGGCUACGACAAGCCCAAGGGCGGCGGCGGCGGUGGCGGCUCAGCCGCGGGGCACGCGGAUCCCGCCUAUCAGAAGCCGCAGGUCAACCCCGCGACCAACGCUGCCUACUUGGCCCCCAGAGACUGCCUCAGACCCCUCAACCAGACGGCCAUGACCGCUCUGCUGUGAACACACUGUGAAUGAAAGCUGCUGUGGUACUGAGCGCCGGGCUGUGCGCGGCCCUGGUAGCGGCGAGAUGCGCGCGCGCGAGAGACAGAGUGAGUGUGUGUGCGCGCGCGUGUGUGGUUUAACGGGAUCCUGCGGUGGAGUCGUAGAGGCACCCCCCCCCCACCCCACUGUUUACAGAAUUGUGCAGCUGGUUUUGUUCUGACCCUUAGGGCGAGCGUCUGUUGGGUUAAGUUUUCAGAUGGCAUUUUUCAUUUCUCUAACUGUGAUACCGAGCUGCUUCGGUGUAAAAUGUGCAAUCUGUACAGAGUUGUAUUUAACAAGAAUUAAAGUAACUAACUUAAGUUUGCUUGCGCAGAUUUUGGUUCUACACGGAGGUUAUGUAGGAGAAUGCAGCUGUUGCAAAAACGUAUAUAAUAGUAUGUUCACUUUAAAGAUAUUUUAUCUGAUAGUGUGUUAGCAGCAGGUCUGUUUAAACUUAAUCUUGUUGUUAUUAUGGCUCAUUUCCUUUCCUUUGAUAUCGAGAACUAAAAGCAUUGUUAACAUUCUUCUCCUGGAAGGAAUGAAAUUACUUGAAGCAAGAAAAGCUCACCAGGGUGGUUGUUUGUUUGCAAUUAUGACUGUAGAUUAAAAAGAACGAACAAACAAAAUGCACCACCUCAGCAGCUGCCAGUUCCUUAGACUCCACUUCAGGUGGGGAUGUGCAGCGGCCUGUCAAGGUGUGCAAGGAGCAGGAGGUCUCUGGAGCCUGCAGGGGGCCUCACUGCCCGCAGCCUGUGGGACCAGGCUCCUGAGCAGCUGGCCUUCACACUUUGCUUCUUGCUCACCUCAGGCCUGGCAGAUAUUUGCUUUCACACGCAAAUCUGCCUUUUCAAACUGUCUGCAAAGCCAAAUGCCGAGACUUAAUGGCAACCAAAACUGCUCUCUCAACAAACUGAAUGAAGGUGGCACAGCAAUUAGGCUGUAAAUUACUGUGUCAGACGCUUUUGUUCCUCAGAUUAAAAAUAUUGCUGAGGUCAGACACCCACACUUCUCAUGACUUUCUUCAGAAAUAGCACAUCCGUACUCUGAAACACGAAAAAGUUACGUGACUCGUGUUCUUACAAAAGUGACUGAGGCCAAAUCUACAUAGAGCUUUUCUACUGAGAUGGUUGGAAACUGAACUAAUUUUGUAAGAAAAAAUUGCCCCUCGAGUAUGUGUAAUUCCAGAUUAGCCCAGACUUCAGCUGUACCUCAUGUUCAGUGGUUUUUAUCUGAGUUUGCUUUGUGAGUUCACUGAGGGGGGGAUUUAACCUCUUUUGCCAAAGAGGAAAGUGUGUGUUUGUUUGUUUUAAUAGAAAAUGUGGACCAAAAAGAUCCUUUCCCUAAAAAUGUAUUAUAAUCCUAUUUGCAUGACUGACUUUCUGUGAAACAUAAAUUUUAGAAUACUGAGGUGCUGGAAGGUCACAGCAGACCAUCUGUGGUUAUUGUGGAGGUUAAACCAUUUACCUUGUGAGUUUACAUGGUUUUAUACGAAUACUAAUUGCAGUAGACUAUGCCAAACCAACGUACGUACCCC